ACAGCCGCUCACUGGGGGUCGCGGAGGUCAGAGGUGAAAGGUCAGGAUGUGAACGCGCUCUCAGAGCCGGAGGCUGAGCAACGGGGGAAUGGCACACAUGGCGACUACUGAUAGGUUCUGCUUGUGAGAGAGAGGAAACCGGGGAGGCAACGAACGGCACAGAUAACGAAGGACACCACUUUGAUUGGGACAACACAUCCAUCCAAGGACAAGCCAAGCAGAGACAUGCACGAGAAUUCCUAGAAGCAUGGCAUUCCAACCGGAAUUCCAUCAACAAACACAUUGACUUGGAGCCAAUCUACCAUCCCCUGAGAAAAAGAACAGGAAAUGACAUCACCAACCCAAGGAAACCUAACCAGAUCGAAUUUAUGAAGCUGAAAGUGAAGGUUCCUGAAUGUAUAUCUGAAGAUGAGGCGAUUAAAUAAGAAGAGAGCAUUGAAUUUAGUGAAGGAGCUUGAUGCCUUCCCAAAGAUUCCUGAAAGUUAUAUUGAGACUUCCACGAGUGGUGGAACAGUUUCUAUAAUUGCCUUUACCACCAUUGCUCUAUUGUCUGUUAUGGAAUUUUUUGUGUAUUGUGACACAUGGAUGAAGUAUGAUUAUGAAGUAGACAAAGACUUUGCCAGCAAACUGCGAAUCAAUUUAGAUAUUACAGUUUCAAUGAAAUGUCAUUAUAUUGGCGCAGAUGUCCUGGACUUAGCUGAAACAAUGGUGGCAGCUUCAGAAGGGCUAAAAUAUGAACCAACUGUUUUUGAAUUAUCUUCACGUCAAAGAGUGUGGCAAAGAACACUUCAAACAAUUCGUAAAAAGGUGCAAGAAGAACAUUCUCUUCAAGAUCUUUUAUUCAAAAGUGCUUUCAAAGGAUCCCCUACUGUAUUGCCACCCAGGGAAGACAGAUCAUCUCAUCCACUUGAUGCCUGCAGGAUACACGGACACUUGUAUGUCAACAAAGUAGCGGGAAAUUUUCACAUAACUGUGGGCAAGGCGAUUCCUCAUCCUCGAGGUCAUGCACAUAUGGCAGCUCUCAUUAGUCAUGAUGUGUACAAUUUUUCACAUCGAAUAGAUCAUUACUCAUUUGGAGAACCAAUUCCAGGACUUAUUAAUCCACUGGAUGGAACAGAAAAAAUUGCCAUAGAUCAUAAUCAGAUGUUUCAAUACUUCAUCACAAUUGUGCCAACAAAACUUAAUACCUACAAGUUCUCAGCAGACACUCAUCAGUAUUCAGUCACAGAAAGGGAACGUGUAAUAAACCAUGCAACAGGCAGCCAUGGUGUUUCAGGUAUUUUUAUAAAAUACGACAUCAGUUCCUUGAUGGUCACUGUGACUGAGCAGCACAUGCCUUUAGGACAAUUCUUAGUGAGGUUAUGUGGAAUUGUUGGAGGAAUAUUCUCAACAACAGGCAUGCUACAUGGAUUUGUGGGGUUUUUUGUUGAUAUUAUCUGUUGUCGCUUCAGACUUGGAGCUUAUAAACCUAAAUCUGUCCCCACACUCGAUGGUCACAUGAAUAAUCACUCCCUUCCAAUUUUAGAUGAUGUUGAGCACUAACAUCAAGUGGAGAUGUUCAAGAAAUAAAAGCUCUUUGUUGGAUUUUUCCUCAAUUUUAAAUGUGCAAUAAAACAUUUUUGAGUUGCACAGCCUUUGUUUAAAUAAAUCAUUAGUUAAAUUCUGGUCUCUUAACUAUUUCAGUACCAGUCAAGACAUUAUCUGUCAAGUCAUAAUAUUACCAUUAUAUGAUGAACUGGCUAUUAAAUAAUCCAGUGUCUUCAUUUAAAAUAAGGGGAGAAUAAUCAGUAUUUGUGGUCAUACUUCAAGCAGAUGAGAUGACUAGAAAUCUGGCUUGUGAUUUAUUUACACUAUACAAUUUAAUUUGUGAUGGUAUAAAUCCACCAAAAGGAUUUGUUUUUACAAUUGUAUGUGAACUUCUAAAAUGUGUGUAUGCAGACAGGAUUGUCCCAGAAUCUUUGUUGCAUUAUAGGAAUGAAUGAAUGAAUACAGGGUGUGGUCCUGUGCAGGGUGAUCCUGUCACAAAAUCAUCUGUGUUAAGAAUAAAAUAUUGGAAGACACUCUAAUGCUUGACUGCUUAAAGGCAAUAAUGUUAAUAGUAAGAAUAAACAUUAGGAGCUUGCUGUGCUCCUAAUUUCUCCUCUUGUAAAAUAGUUUUCCUUCACUUGUAUCGGCAAAAAAUAAUUGUCUCUGAACUGAGAAUCUGAAAUUUAAUAUUUCAGAUGCAUUGGUCUAUCACUGACCCCUUCUGGUUAUGGCUGCUAAAAGCAUCUAGUUCUAUUCAGCCAGGUGAAUUAGAACAGCUGCCUUUCAAUUAUAGAUUUUUUUUUUCUAAAUGUUUCUAGUGUUCUUCAUUUUGAAAAAAAAAGUAAGAGUAGGUUGGUGAUUUAACAAUGCAUGUUUUCUUUUCCUGUCAGGGUUCUAGAUUUUUGUAUGUAUGUGAACCUUGAAGUAGCCAUAAAUCAGAUACUUAAGCAUUUGCAUUGAUACCUAUGUAGAAUCCCUCCCGUCAGUUAGGAAGCAGUGUAUUUAGUUCCCCAAACAGAAUAAUAGAUAAUGAUGAACUAAAUAUGGCUGUUCGAACAGGUGUAACUGAGAGACUGGAAAACAUGGAUGAGCCAUUGUAUUCUGCGUAAUAUGAUUAUAAAAUCAGGACUAAACUAAGUGUUCUUUUUUAAUUCACGUCACAGAUUAACCUGUCUCAAUGGACUAUCAUCGUCAGUUUAGAGCUAUUUACCCUCUUCACAAGGAAACUGGUUGGUAUCAGUCAUUAGUGAUAAUGCAUUUGAGACUCCAUGAUUGUCAUGGAAGCUGAAGCACAUUUUACUGCUGUAGCUAAAAAGAAAAGCUGGUCAGCUUUGUAGUUUCUAGUUACAUAUACUUUUCUUUCUACUUUGUGAUACCUGUGGUGAAAGAAAUUAAGUUUUGCACAGAUAUAACGUGACUGUAUUGCAGACUUUAGUAACAGCUGGUAUUUAAUAAAACUACGAGAUUAAUUUUGGAGAUAUUUAAUUUAUUUUGGUUUAGUAUUGACAAUUGUCAUGGGAGAAGCUAAAAAAUAAUGAACAAGGACAUAUAUAUAUUUUUAGCUAACAAUGUUCACUAUGCAUCUUUUUUUUAAGUCAGUGUAGUAUUUAUACAUGUGUAAUCCCAAUACAACUCAACCUUUGCUAAUGUGCAGUAAAUCAGGACAUAAUUACUGUAUUCACACUAGAAUAUAUGACCUGCACAUUUUGUCAAUCUUAAAUCCUGCACAGUUUCAAUAUAGAGCAGGAGCACCUACAGAGUUUCUGUUGAGUUUUGCUUUAAAUAGCAAACUUAAGGCUCAUUUUAUCUUAUCCUUCAUGAAGUGUAGGCUUAACUGAUCACUCCUGCUGCAAACAUAACCAAAUUUGGUGUUAUUUUUCUGUUUCAAAUACAAAAUAUUCUUCAGCAACAAAUUUGUUUCUGGUGCUGUCUUAAUUAUAUUCUUAUUAGAAGGAAAUACUUGCAACCACCUGUACAAGUUAUCUUAUUUAACAGAAUUUUUUUAAAAACUCAGUGUAAUACAGUAACAAUUUUUAAAAAUAUGUCCCUAGUUCCUACAUGCAUGAAGUUGUAUGAUUCAGAAGAGUUAAAUACGUCAAAAUGCAAAGCAAGGCAACAUACUUAAUGUUGUAUGCUGAAAGUAACUGGAUACCUUAAUACUAGCUUCGAUAUCAAAGUGCUGGAUUGGUACAAAAAGAUUACUGGGUCAAUUUGAAAAUGUCCCAUUUCUGACUUUUCAAUUUCACCUGCAAGAUUUGGUAGAUGCAAGGACAGGCAUUUCAAAAUUUGUGCAAAUUCCAUUUCUAUCAGAUCAAUAGGAUAGCUGAAGUGAGAGUGCCUGUUCUUGGCAUUAAGGCAAUAUUUGUGCAUGAUGCCAGAAUUGAAGUGAGCAAAGAUCAAGGGUUAUGUCUUCAAUGAUUAAUUAUGCCUGGUACAGAAGAAGAUGGUUGUGGUUCUCGGAGACCAGUCAUCUCAGCCCCAGAACGUCACUACAGGAAUUUCUAAGGACAGUCUCCAAGUUGCUUCAGUUUAAAUGCCAAGCUGUUCUGAUUGCAGUGUUCAGUUGCAUUUUCAACUUCUUAUAUAAUGAAACAGCUCAUACACACAUGCAGGAAGACCUAAAUGGCACACUUAAACUAUAAUUGGUAAGCAGCAUUCAUGUUAUGCAAGUGUUGGAAAUAACUGCAACAAGAGAAAACCCAAUAAUUAUCAUCAACUUACCAUCCCAAACCAUCAUUCUGAGGCCACAAUUGACCAGAAGUAUAGCUAGUCUUGCUACAUAAGUGCUAAACAGUGGUUAAAUAUUCUGAUGCUCUACAUGUAAUUUACUAAAGUUAUUCCAACUCUUCAAAGGCAGUAAUCUGAAAUGCUCUUCACUUGUGUGAAUGGGCACAGACAGAACACUCAAAGGCAAAACAUCGUAAUAUCUAGGAUGAAAGACUGCUUGAUUGGCGCCACCAACCACUAAACUUCCGUGACACAUACACUAUAGUUGCAGUCGUAAUAUUUACAGGGUGUGCUUCCGCAACACCACCUAAACCUGUGACUACCACCUUGAGGGACACAGCCAACAUGUGAAUGGGAACAUAAAGCCAAUUCUCCAAACACAGCCUUGACAUGUACCUCCAAGGUCAUGACUGUUUCUCGGUUUAAUCUUCAAUCUCCCCACCUCCUUAUUUAGAAACAUCUUUACCACAUGGACUGCAACAGUUCAAGUAUGUGACCUAUCAUCACAUUUUAUAGGGCAACUAAGAAUGUCAGUAAAGGAUAGCUUGGCCAGUAACAUCAAGCAUAAGUCAUGCCCCAGUGAAGCUUUAACGGGUGUCUGACCUGGGAAUCAGAAGUUAGUUUACUGCUAAUCUAAAUUUAUUCUAAGUCUAAAAUUAUUUGUGGAGGACAGAAACAAAGUGCUCCAUGAUGAAAGGUACAACUUCUUUUGUCCUCAAUUCCAGUCUUUUCCAAGCCACUAACCUGGAUGGUGGCACAAUUGUAGCCAAUCUUUGCUGUCACUCACCUGAUGUAAUCAUCAUACCUGUUCUCUGAGAUUCAAAUAGCAAUUAAAUGAGGCUCAAUAAUUAAAAUCUGCUUGGCAUUGCACUACAUCAUCUGGGUGCAAAAUCAUCUAAUUGGGGCAGCUUCCAGAAACUUGCUUAAAGUUAAAACUGACUUCAUGAAUUAUUCUGCAGUAAGGUGGAGGGAUUUUACUUUUCUUUUUUCAUUCAAUUAGGAGACCAGACAAAGACACCCUUGGUUUUUUUUUUACCAAUGACUUUUCUCCAGAAGACUGCUUUAAAACAUCUGUAGGCUUGUGGCUCAUAAAGAUUAGCAGAUAUAAGUCCACAUUAUACAACUCUCCAGAAUUCAGCCAAUGACCACCAAAUUGCUACCUCUUUUCUAGCAUAUUAAUCUGUAGUUUUGUGGUUAAAGUUAUUAGCUUAUAUUACAAUUUACAAUAUUAUUAACAUAUCAUUUUUUGUAAUCAGUAGUUUGUAAUCUUUGUCAUGAAAUUAAUUAGAUUCCACAUUUUAUGGCGUAUACCUGCUGACCACAUACAUUGUAAUAGGUUAUGAUUUGGAGCAAAAGGGUCUCUUGUAGAGUGGCAAUGCAGUUUUUCUGAAGAUUUCAUGGAUAUUUAGCAGAAUUGCUGCUUUUGAAUUGUUUAAUGUGUUAAAAGUUUUGAAACUGUUCUCUAAUGUUUGAUAAUCACAAUUUUUAAAAAAUUUUCUGUUUUAAUUUAAAUGCAAUUAAAGAAACAUCUCCCAAA
Messenger RNA from Stegostoma tigrinum, 5791 nucleotides. RefSeq names its product ERGIC and golgi 2 (gene ergic2). The record is from RefSeq and is a predicted model, not a curated record. Gene Ontology annotation, biological process: endoplasmic reticulum to Golgi vesicle-mediated transport; retrograde vesicle-mediated transport, Golgi to endoplasmic reticulum. NCBI's taxonomy places the organism in Eukaryota, Metazoa, Chordata, Chondrichthyes, Orectolobiformes, Stegostomatidae. Bases 409 to 1542 code for a protein of 377 amino acids. The transcript is spliced from 15 exons. Gene Ontology annotation, cellular component: membrane; endoplasmic reticulum; COPII-coated ER to Golgi transport vesicle.